This is a messenger RNA of Schistocerca serialis cubense, 1516 nucleotides long. Its product is annotated as 26S proteasome non-ATPase regulatory subunit 10-like. The transcript is spliced from 4 exons. The record is from RefSeq and is a predicted model, not a curated record. The coding region runs from base 221 to 841 and encodes 206 amino acids. Gene Ontology annotation, molecular function: protein binding. NCBI's taxonomy places the organism in Eukaryota, Metazoa, Arthropoda, Insecta, Orthoptera, Acrididae.
GGGGCAGCGUGGCUGCGUGCGUCAGCUGUUUGUGUGGCGCGGAGAAGCUGGGCUGUCGACAGCGCUAAACCUAGCCGCGUACUAGCUUCCCGUGAGAUACUACACGAAGCUGAGUGAUAUUCGCUGCUCGGCCGCCGAGCCGGACGGACGUGUGGCGGCAGCGCUGGGAGGGCUGGCGUAAACAGCGGCUGUGUGGCUGUUACGAAGACUUCCAGCCACUAUGGCGGGGAGGCCCACCCCUGGCACUCACAGUCAUCCCCACAGCUACCACGGCCGGACUCCUGUUGUUGCAGCACCACCGACGACUCCAUGUCACACUACUCCACCUGAUGAAGCUGCCAUCGCUCGCAUGUGGAGCCUUUCUAGCAAGGAGAGAGUCAGGAGGCUGUCGCAGGCAGUAACAGAGGGAGCUGUGGAAGAUGUGCGGGUGUUGCUGGCGGCAGAUCCACAAAUGGGGGAGAGCGACAAACACAGAGAGAUGGCCCUGCGCAGGGCAGCAGGCAAGGGACAUGUGGAGAUGGUGAGAUGCCUGCUUGAAAGUGGGGUGGAUGUGCAUGCCAGGUCCAAUAAGCACACCACACCUAUGCACAGGGCUGCAUUGAAUGACCACGCAGCUGUGGUGCGGCUACUGGCAUCAUACGCUGCAGACCCCAAUGCCAUGAGUAAAACAGGGAGGACGCCACUGCACUGCACUGCACAAAAGGGCUGCACUGAGGCAGCUGUUGCACUGCUUGAGGUGGGAGCUCACAGGUCUGCCAGAGAUCAUGAGGGGUACACCCCCUUUGACAUAGCCAGGGAGUGCAACAAUGAGCAGAUCAUACACAUUCUAUCAAGAAGGUAACACUAUUAUGAGGAUAUGUGGAGUAAAACAAAGCUCAACUACAUGACUUUGUUACCUUUUCAAUAAAAAGCAAUUACUUGUAUUUUUAUUCGUUCGUAUCUGUCAUUGUGUAACACGUAUGACUUCUUCAGUUACACUUUUAUUGGUACGACAAUAACAGAUAUAAAGUAACAUAUGUAACGUCUCUUUUGAGGAAACAGUCUCAAAAACAUUUUUGAAUAACCUUUAAAAACUCAGUGAUUGAAAAUACUCCUAUAAUUAUCAAAAAACGUCGGGUCAUUACCUGAAACUUUAAUUUAUUCUGCUGUAUAGAAUGCUCAAGCAAGUUAAUGCAGGGAUGUGACCCCUUCGACAACUGCUGAUACUUUGACAUUGCGAAAUAUUGGUGGUUGUAAGGCAUUAUCCAGUUGCAAGUCUGUAAGAUAUUUUAACCAGUCCUCUACAUUAUUUGAUUACUCAAAAGUAUUUGGCAGGAGCUUGUAUGGUGCUACAUUAUACUAGUGUAAAACUGCAGCAUUCCAAAAUUUCUGCCAUGUCAGCUGUAUGGUUAGAAUGCUUAUUUAGAACUGAUUGAUCUCAGAAUGAAUUUACUUCUGUGUCUUCUGUACAGAUGGUGCAGUGUGAAUUUGUUAGCGCUGUAGCCAAUAUUCAUACUUUCCACAUUUCUCACUAUCU